This is a messenger RNA of Acaulospora colombiana, 972 nucleotides long. The record is from the annotation of a GenBank genome assembly. NCBI's taxonomy places the organism in Eukaryota, Fungi, Glomeromycota, Glomeromycetes, Diversisporales, Acaulosporaceae.
AUGAACACCGAUCCGGUAACUAACGUGAAAGUCUCGGAUUUCUCUGUUAAUAGCUUCGCCCUGGAUCUGCUCCAUGAAUACUGGGAUCGACAUGGUGGCAGGCCCGCUUCUUCGGGUCGCAAGUAUUUAUCCUUGAGCAAUCUCAAUAGAUGCCAGGAGGGCAUGCCUCAUCAUUACAAUAUCGGUUCGGGAAAUCAUCGACGUAAUGGUAAUUCAAAAGAUCGAGACUUUAUUCUCCAUGACAAAAAUAAGGUAGUAAGUGUCACUCGUCGUAAGUCAAAAAAUAAAUGUCACGAUAGUGAUGACACUACCACAAGGGGAAAUCUGAAGAAUCGUGGUAGAGUUAAAGACUGGCGUGUAAAUUCGAAAACUCGUCGCGAUAGUGCGAGGAAGAAUGAGAGAGAACAAAUUAAAUUUUCUGACGCAUGCAAUACUAAUUUCUACUCGCGACUUGACAAAAAGAGGGAUGAAUCAAAUUAUAACGUAAAGAAAGACCAAGAGAACGAUUGUGAUCUCAUGGCGAUUGACACCGACGAUGGUAAUAAACCACAAAACCAUCUUAGAAAUAAUGGGGUCAGCUUUCGGGGAGUCGACAACCUGCAUACCACGAGGAACCGAAGCAACAAAGAUAGCGACAGCGAUACCACCAGAAAUCCGGGCGACGUUGACAAUUCUGACAGCGACGCCAAAGGCGAAAAUGAAAGCGCCUCGGGAAAAGUUCCUGAUAAGAACUCUGAAAUAAUUGCUCAAAUAGAAAAGACGAUGGAAAUACUUUGGGAUUCCAUAAGGUUCAGCGGUUCGUCGAGUGAUGAAGAAGAGGAUGAUUGUGAGGAAGGAAGUCUCGAUGGUAAAAGCUAUGUGUUGACCAAUAGACGAGAUGAAGAGGACAGCUGGGAAGGCAAGGUCAAGAGUAUCGACUGCAUCGAAAAGUACACAGAGUUGGAUAAAUUAUUGGUUUUUAUCACUUGGUGA